Messenger RNA from Plutella xylostella (diamondback moth), 2060 nucleotides. RefSeq names its product protein takeout. Gene Ontology annotation, biological process: multicellular organismal reproductive process. Lineage: Eukaryota; Metazoa; Arthropoda; Insecta; Lepidoptera; Plutellidae. The record is from RefSeq and is a predicted model, not a curated record.
ACAGCGCAAUGCAAUCCAUUGAAAAGGGACGUCUUAUGCAACAGCCGCGAGCGCCGCGCCGCCGGCCCGCCGCCUCAUUACCGUGGAACACUCCGAGCCACCAGCAACCUCAGAAUAUUCACUCACUCACCAACCUGCGUGUGCGCACGAAAUUUAUAGAACGGAUUAGCGCCCAGCGUUGCGUGAAAAGCAGGCUUCUCAUUGGCAAAGAGCUAGCCGAAUUUGUGCAACCCAAAAUGAGAAAGAACUCGUUUAAUUUACAUAAGAAGUAGCCACGCACCGAGGCGGGGGUCGCCAGUGUGCCCCGCAGGCCGGUAUCAGAACGUCGCAUUGUUUUUUUUACGGGCAGUGUGUGAGAAGGACUCGCGCGAUGUGUGAUCGACGUCUGGUUCUUCUGCUGGCGGUGGCCGCGGCAGUGGUCGGGGAUUGCGCAGCCAAAUUAGCACCGGACUUCAUCGUCCCGUGCAACAACACUGACCCAGCGUGUCUCGUGAAGGCGACCCAGAACGCCAUCCCGGAGUUCUCCAAGGGAAUCCCCGGCCUUGGAGUGCCCUCAUUGGACCCCUUCAUCAUCGACAACCUGCCCAUCCAGCUGCCCGGGGUCAAGGUCACCUUCUCAGACGGGAAGGCCACGGGACUGAGGAAGUGCGAAGUGCGGAAUGUUGAGGCGUACCUCGAGAAGAACAUCUUCAAGCUGGAGGUGAAGUGCAACAUCACCAUCAAGGGCAAGUACACGGCGGUGGGCCGCUUGCUGCUGUUCCCCAUCAAUGGAGAGGGAGACGCCAAGAUUAAAAUUGUGAACUCCAUCAUCAAGCUGGACAUCAAAACCAAGUACUACAAGGAUGAAGAGGGCCGCGACCACUUCGGCAUCAAGAGUUAUUUGUACACCUUUGACUACGGCGAGAGGAUCUUCUACGUCAUCACCAACUUGUUCAAGGGGAACCCUGAGCUGAGCAAUACUGUACUCCAAUUCCUGAACGAAAACUGGAGGACAGUCACCGAAGAGUUCGGGAAACCAGUCGUGGACUACGCCAUCAAUGUCACCAUCGAGACUGCUAGAAAAUUCUUCAGCGCUGUCCCCUACGACGAGUUGCUACAUGUACCUAUACCGCCUUACUCAUGAGGUGCUGAUAGCUUUAAGAAUGUAGGAAUUUGGAGUAGAAUACAGGGUCUUCUUUCUUGAUUUUCUUUUGUUGUCUUCUCUUACUGUUGUUUUUUAGACUAGCCGUCUUAUGAUAUUAUCAGAAUAUUUAUCUAAAGUUCUUGUAACGUUGAAUAUUUAAAACUUUAUCAGGUUCUUGUUUACUUACUUUUGUAUUGUUUUCUAUUAGUUUUACGUUACUUCUUCUAUAAUUUACACCACCGAGCUCCUUUAAAGUAGGUACCUAUUUGUUGUAUAUUUUCUACAGAUUUAAUAUUUACAUUUUGAUGUCUUCUUAAUUAGUUAGUAGAGAUUAAAAUCAUUUCAAUUUCCUGUUAAUUAUAUAUACCUACUUAAUUUUUUCAUGAAAAAUGACGCUUUUAUUAAGGAUACAGGUAAAAAAUAUAAAAAUUACAGUUUUUUUUACAGUUACUUACCUGCCUGCUGAAUAUCUUGAAUUGAUUUUAGUUAAUACUUACAUCUCCAUAACAGUAAGAUAAUAAUUUGUAAAAAUCUCAUGAUGAAAUAAUGGUAUGACAUAAGCUUUACAUAAAUAGUUUAGUAGCAAAUUUUUAUUACCAUGUUAUAGUUUAUAGUUUUUGUUUUGGAUAAAAUUACGGGACGACAGAAUGGCUGAACUUAAAGGUGUUAGUAAGGUCUUGAUGUGCAAAAGUAUGAAUCAUUCACAUCUCUACAUAAUGUAAUUAGGAGAUUCUCUUUUUCGUCUCGACCACUGAUAACCGCUUACCAUGCAGUCUCGAAUAAGUAUCUUUUUUGUUUAAUCGUACGUUACAUACUUCUAUUGGACUGUACUAAAAACCUUUUAAUUAAUUAUGUAUUGGUACGUACAAUUAGGUAGGAUAAUCACAGUUACCAAUAGUUAUUAAGUUUAUAAAUAAAUAUAUUGUAAAUACUGAAA